CACCGAUAAGGUUGCAGACACUUUCUUCGGCAAGUAAAAUCGUGUGUUUGCGGCAAAAACGACGGCGGUCCGGGUAUCAUCAGCGAAUCAAUUCUGUUUUAUUAUUUUUAUCGGAUAUCCUACAUAUAAAAGUGAAGGCUAACGGUUUCAACUAACGGUGUAACUAUGUGAGCAACAUCAAUUUGUGUAGCAGUUGGAUUUUCCCGGAUUCUUACAGCAACGCCCCUUCGCCACUGACUGGAAAAUACCCACUUCACCACCAUCACUGCAAAUCGAAAGCUUCCUUAGCCCUGCAAAAUGAACGGCCUGUCUACGCUGAACCGAUUGCUGGGCAAAAAGAAUAAAGAUGUUUCCAAAUCUACGUCCAACCUUACCCGGUCCACGACCAACCUGGACAGCUCUAGUCAGUACAACAAGAUCGUGCCGCUGGCCGCCAUGAAUAAUGCCCCGUUCGAGCAGACGUUCCGGAUAACGGUGCUCUUGCCCCGGGAACAGCUGUACGUGGCUCGAGUCGGUGCUAAAACUCGCCUGGCGGUAGUGCUGGAUAUGAUCUGCAACGAUAAAUUGCUGGACGCAUCGAAAUUCCUGUUCCGCCAUCCAACGGACUUCCAUCAGGGGUUCGAGCUGGAUCUUACUAUAGGAGAAGUUGGAUUAAAUGAGAUUCGAUUGAUGUCCAAGAAGGAGCUUGAACAUCUGCAAAACAAUGAGUAUCGGCUAAGCACUAGCGACAUCUUCCGGCUGCACCAGAAGAACAUCCGUGAAAGCUCGGUUUCUUCUUCGGAUCUAAGCAGAACUUCGCGCGCGGCGAUGAAAACUACUAGUCCCUAUAGUUCAACAAAUUCGCUCAACUCGAUGGAUUCAUCAGGGCUGAGUUCAAGCUCCCGUGGAGGAAUCAACGGCAGUCAGCCACAUCCUCCGGUGGCUCCAACCCGGAAAAAACGUCUAGCUCCACGACCUCCGAGUCAAAACUCUAUACCCGAGAAGGCACCCCUGGAGUUCAGCAGAGAUGAUCACAUCUUCAAGGAACCGCAGUUGCCACCUUACUCUAAGAAGAACUUCCAUGUAUCGUCCCCAAAUCUGUUCAAUCGGGGCCUACAAGCCGUAGACUCGAUGAACAACAAUAGCAUUGAGUACCAACAGCCCAAUGGCGAAGAAGUCAACCUCCGGGAUCACCACCACCAACAUCCGGAAACCGUCGAAGAGAUGAACAACAUCAUCAAUACCCAAACGUCGUACAGUACCCUCAAGAACCGGCCCACCUCGAUGUACAUCAUCCGGGAACCACCCACUUCCGAGAAACAGAACCAAGAAAACGGCGAAAACGACCUUCAGCGGACCUCCCUGAAUGGAACCAACAGCAACAGUAUGCUGGACAUUGUCAAUCACACCCGCACAUCCUCCAACUCGUCCGAGGUGAAAGACCCGCGAGACUUCCAGGAAAGCUUGGACCAUCUCCAGCAGCAUCAACCGACCCCUCGUCAACGGCUUAACUCGAAUGCUAGGAAAUCCAAAGCUCCGGCCCCGCCUCCGAGGAGUGUCGGAACGAGGUUAACCACAGUCGAUACCCGAACCACCAAUACCAGCAGCAAUAGUUUGACUAAUGGUGGACGCAAUCAUGCUAACAAUAAUAACCUGGUCCCGGAACCAAAGAUUGUACCGACACCAUCGCCGAGGGCACCGCUGCGAGGGGCCACAACCGGAAGCACCGACAGCGAUACGCUGAUUUCGGAAACCGACUCCAACUUCAGCGAGGAACGGAACCAAGAUACGGUGAAUAAGCUAAAUGCGGUUAACAGCCUUCAUCAUCAGCAGCCGACCACCCCACCGAUAUCAUCGGUUCCGUCCCAAAACGUAUCCAAAGUAAUGCUAAACGUAGAUCAGUCGUCCCCGGAACCGACAAGUGCCCCUGCCAGUUUGGUUCAGCAAGAUACGGAACCCAAAUCGGCCAAUGGCGCUUCAACGGUUUCCAUCAAGAUCGUUAACGACGCUAACAAAACGCCGGUGGAACCACAGCUAAAUAACAGCUUCAAACCAUCGACUCCAAUCGUAUCCAAAGUGCACAUUGUGCCGGAAGUUGGUAGCAGAAAAACCAACGAAACGGAACCCGACCGGAGACCUUCAAACGGGGGACACAGCUCGGACGAAGAUAUCAAAAUUUAUAACAUUGAAUCCGGAACGGAGCGACGGAUUCAUGAGAAGAAAGACCAAGUCCGGUCUCCAUCGCCGGCGGAAGACGAACAGUGGACCUAUACCCUACCGGCUCCACCUAAAUUUGCCGAUUCGUCCAUCAAGUCCGGAGAGUACGACGAAAAGCAGCGCAUUUUCGAUUUGCAGUCAACCUUUGUGGACAACACCACGAUCGUUACUGAUCAAAUGACGUUUAUUUCGGAUGAAACGGAAGCCAUCCGCCCUGUUCUCCGAGAGAAGGUGCUGAUGGAUGAAAGCCUCGUGGUCCUAGAGGAAAACGGCAAAAACUGUCCCUCCCCAACAGUGACUUUGAACGAGAGCGAUCUUGGCACCGGAAGCAGUCCCAGCGUCACUCCCACCGGAGGAGAAAUUUUGAUCACAUCAGACAUGGAAGACGGCUAUCGUGGAGGAAGUGACCUACGCGAGUCGAUGAUUCAAACCCUCGAGAAACGGAGAGAAAAAUUAAAAGAAAACGAACUUCAAGAACUGAAGGAAGCCAUCGAGAGUGGCGUAAAACCGAUAAAGGAAACGAACGGAAACCUUACAAAAAAUGAAAGCAAUGUUAUCAAUAGUGCCAAAACGAACGAAGAAAUCCUCAUCCAGGACAAUGCGGUGGUCAUCAAGAGGACCAGCAUUACCAGCAUCAACCGGUCUCAAUCGGUACUGGAACCGGCCGGCCAGCGAAGGUUCUCCAACGAGAACCGAAAAUCUAGUGAGGUGAUCAACGAGCUGGCCGCGGUGAUUCGAGACGAUAGCUCGCUACGGGGGGUGCUGAGUGGAUCCCGAAAACAACAGGAUCAACAGGAGGAAAUUCCCGGGGUGGGACCGAAUAGUUUGAGUAAUUUUAAAAUCAGUACCUAUAGUAAUGGGUUUUCGGGCGAGAAUAAGGAAAAUAUUUUGGAGAAGGCUGUACGGACAGAAAAAUCGACGGAUACGGUGCCUCCGAAACCACCCCAGGACGAAGAGGAAGCGGUCAUCAUCCGCCGAAAGAUAUCGGUCGAUUCCAUCCAGGCCAUCCGCAGUGGGCAGCUGCUGAGCAGCGAUGAAGAAGAGUCCCUAGCGGCCAACAACCAACAGCAGCAGAUGGUCAAUGGUGGUGCGAUUCGUAAUGGAUCGGCCGCCCUCGUUGGAGCAGGCCCGGUCAAACGUCGCAGCCUGACUACGGUGCUGAACCGCACUCCCGGUCGAAUCAACCGGUCGGAUUCGUUCCAUUCGACUCGGUCGGACUACAUUCAGGCGCUGGCUAGUCCAGCCGGGGGAGGCGGAGUUCCCAGGGAAAAUGGGAUGCGAUUGACUCCGCGGAGUACAUCCUAUAUUUCGUUGAUUGGAGCGCAGAGGUUUGAAAAUCGAUUUGGAGCUGGCUCUAGGCGGAAGUCGACUAGCGAGGUGAGCAUCUGUGAUUCGCCGUCGCUGCAAAGUUUGGAGGUGAUUAAGAAUAUUCUGAAUACAUCGCGGAGUAAUUUGGUGGCGAAUGAAGCUGAGGAGGAACGAGAAGUUUUACCUAUGGCGGCCAUAAAGAGGAACAGCUUUACGGAUAUCUCAACUUUGGUACAGUUCAAGAAUGAGGUAGCUAGGAGCGCUGUAUUGAGAAGGGAAAGCGUAGUCGAUACGAAGAUUGAGGAAGUUGAAGUUAGAAAAGAGAUUGAAGAGGAGAAAGAGAAUGUGCAGGAUUCAAAGAAAGAAUAUUUGAAGAAAAAUAGUUUUACGGAAAAUAGUAUAAUCAGUAAUAAGGUUGAAACUCAGCUGAUGACGGAUAUGUCUCAGGAAUCAAAAAGUGACGACGAGAAGCUGCAAAACAAGCAAUUUUCGUCUGUUGUCACUAAGAAUCCACAAACGACGGUUGUAAGUAUAACUACUACAAGCACGACUGUGACCAGCAGUGGAGUUAGUGUUACAGUGAAUGCUCAAGAUAGCAUUGAAAAUGAUAAGAAGUGGAAGUACCAAGGUCCUCCGACCAUCAAUCUAUCCACUUGGAGUGAACGUCCCAAAAUUGACGUGACCAUUAAGUCGGAUCGGGAUUAUCGAUUCGGAGGAAGCUCUACGCUUCCUCGAGGCUACAGAAACGUCAACAAUACCACAAAAAUAAGCUUGAACGCAACACCCGCUACUGUCGAUGAAAGGGAAGACGGCGUUGAUCGUCCAGAUUGCGCCCGAGAACACGUGCCAUUGAGACGGAGUGAAGUAGAAAUCCAAAAACUUCCCUUAGAAAUUAACAGGACUGAACCUGUUACGGUCAACAACGACGAUCGUCUACCCAUUGUAAGGGCUGUUGAAUACAAAAAGAACGUCGUACCACCUACUGUUGCACCGAAACCCCUGGAGAAACCAUACUUCUACGAUACCUUCUCACGGAAUCCAGGGACGCCAGCAAACACAACAGCUACCAUUAAUCGACUUAGUAUGGGUUAUCAAAAAUUCCAACCCGUGGUUCGUGGAUUCAAAUCAAUAGAUGAACCUUCAGCUCCACGACCUGUAUCAAUGAUCGAAUCUACCAAUAUUUCAACGACCAUUUUAAAACCCGCGCCUCCAAAGGCACCAGAAAAGCCAGAACAAACCAACUCCAACCCGGGAUUCCCAUUCGGUCAGAACACGCUUAGGCGAACUGGCUUAAAAGAUAAAAUCCUCUCUCCGGAGCCACAACCGGAACCAAAAAUAUCUGCUAUUCAAGAACCCCCCAUAGUAGCACUCAAAGCCAAAAACAAUACCACAGCAUCCAUUCCUCCCCCGCCACCCCCGAAACUGACCACUCCCGUCGUCCGAGGUGCCAUUGUAAAAAAGCAGCUUCCCCCGGCGGCACAAACGGUUGAUCCUCGAUCCGCCCUGCUUGAUGCCAUCCGUGGCUUCAACAAGAGCAAACUUCGCAAGGAUCCAUCUAUCGAAGAGCAACCCUCACACUAAAGUAAACACCCUUACUUUCUUUCGAUACUUCCGACAACUUCUCCGCCUAUCUGCUGUGUAGUUAGUUGUUAUUAAUUUAUUGUUUCUGUUGUAUUCUUUUUGUUGUACUAAAAUUUUUGUAUGAUUUUAACUAUGUUUUAAUAAUUUUCUACCUUAUUAGCACCGAAUACUGAAUCAAGAUUGUAACUUUUUUAAUCGAAAACAAUAACGGUAACGCCAAAGGUAAGUGGGAUUUGUCUGCGGAUACGAAUAAUCGUGACCAGUCAUACAAACAUUAAUAUCGAGCGGUUUCGGGCAACUGAUUUUAUAGCAUCAAACGGAUAUUUUUAACCAAAACGGUGCCUUUUCCUUAAAAGGUACUCCAAUCUGUCUAACAGAUUUUAACAAACACACACAAAUAAGACUAAAAAUCGUUUGAAGACUCGUUCAAAUAACCCGCAAAACAUGCUGCACUGUUUUUUCCGAAAUUUAAAAGUCUUACGGAAACGGCAGCUUGAAAAUUAUUUUCAGAAAGAACAACUUCACGUACAUAGAAUUGCACAUAGAUAAAGACACAAACAGUAAGAGUAAAAGAAACACAUUCACACUCGGGUAUUAAUCGUUAAUUCGUUACAUUCCACAGAAGCCCAACACGUGGAGCUGUCUUUUUAACUAUAUUAGAUCAUUUUAAAUCAUCUAAACUUCAAUCUUUAUCCUUACUUCAAAGGUUAGGCUUAUUCUUUCGAUAAAAUCCCCUUCAUUUUAAAAAGUUCUUUUAAAAGAAAAUCUUAACAACAAACACAAUCAUUAGUCAUUAAUGUAAGUCAACUAAAAAUAUACUAGUACUAAAAAUUCAUUAAAAAAACAAAAUUCCCUUUUCUGUUCUUUUGAUUCGUUGAACAUACUGGUAAUAUAUACUUAUUCUAAUCAUCAAAAAAUCGCGAUUGUCGGCCUAAAUCAGAUGGUACGAAAAGGAAGUAAUACACUCCAGAAAAAAGCUGGCAUAAUUGUACAUUUUGUUUCUAGUAGCUACUGUAUGAAAUAAACUGAUAUUAAUCAAA
Messenger RNA from Uranotaenia lowii, 6125 nucleotides. RefSeq lists its product as uncharacterized. The record is from RefSeq and is a predicted model, not a curated record. Gene Ontology annotation, molecular function: actin binding. NCBI's taxonomy places the organism in Eukaryota, Metazoa, Arthropoda, Insecta, Diptera, Culicidae. Bases 298 to 5085 code for a protein of 1595 amino acids. The transcript is spliced from 6 exons.